CCAAGAUGGCGGCGGCGCUGGAGGCCCCGGGCCUGUGACCACAAAGAGGAGCCGGGGGCCGGACGGGAGCGCGGCGGCGGCGGCGGCGGCGGCGGCGGCGGCGGCGGCGGCCGAGGCCCAGGCCAGGCCCCCCCCUUCCUCUCAGCCUCCCGCCCUCCCGCCCGCCCUCCUCCGCCCGCCGCCCCGCCCCCCGCCGGCGGCGCCGCGCCCCUCCCCCAACCGCCCGACUAGCAUGGUGCGGCGGCCGCGCGCGCCGACAUGGGGGAGAAGCUGGAGCUGAGGCUCAAGUCGCCCGUGGGGGCCGAGCCCGCCGUCUACCCGUGGCCGCUGCCGGUCUACGACAAACACCACGAUGCUGCUCAUGAAAUCAUCGAGACCAUCCGAUGGGUCUGUGAAGAGAUCCCAGACCUCAAGCUUGCUAUGGAGAAUUAUGUUCUGAUCGACUAUGACACCAAAAGCUUCGAAAGCAUGCAGAGGCUCUGUGACAAAUACAACCGCGCCAUCGACAGCAUCCACCAGCUGUGGAAGGGGACCACGCAGCCCAUGAAACUGAACACUCGGCCGUCCAACGGGCUCCUGCGGCACAUCCUGCAGCAGGUCUACAACCACUCGGUGACGGACCCUGAGAAGCUCAACAACUACGAGCCUUUCUCCCCCGAGGUGUACGGGGAGACCUCCUUUGACUUGGUCGCACAGAUGAUCGACGAGAUCAAGAUGACCGAGGACGACCUGUUUGUGGACCUGGGCAGUGGAGUGGGCCAGGUCGUGCUGCAGGUCGCCGCGGCUACCAACUGCAAACAUCACUAUGGCGUAGAGAAAGCUGACAUCCCAGCCAAGUACGCGGAGACCAUGGACCGAGAGUUCAGGAAGUGGAUGAAAUGGUAUGGAAAAAAGCAUGCAGAAUACACACUGGAAAGAGGCGACUUCCUCUCGGAAGAGUGGAGAGAGCGGAUUGCCAACACAAGUGUUAUAUUUGUGAAUAAUUUUGCCUUUGGUCCUGAGGUGGAUCACCAGCUGAAGGAGCGGUUUGCGAACAUGAAGGAAGGCGGCAGAAUCGUGUCCUCGAAGCCCUUUGCGCCUCUGAACUUCAGAAUAAACAGCAGAAACUUGAGUGACAUUGGCACCAUCAUGCGCGUUGUGGAGCUCUCCCCGCUGAAAGGCUCGGUGUCCUGGACGGGGAAGCCGGUCUCCUACUACCUGCACACCAUCGACCGCACCAUACUUGAAAACUAUUUUUCUAGUCUGAAAAAUCCAAAACUCAGGGAGGAGCAGGAAGCGGCCCGGCGCCGGCAGCAGCGAGACAACAAGAGCACCACGGCCACUCCCACCAAGCUGCCCGAGAGCAAGGCCGCUGUGCCCGCGGACACCCCGAUGGAUUCCGGGGCCGAGGAAGAAAAAGCUGGGGCGACCACCAUCAAAAAGCCGUCCCCCUCCAAAGCCCGGAAGAAGAAGCUGAACAAGAAGGGGCGGAAGAUGGCCGGCCGGAAGCGCGGGCGUCCCAAGAAGAUGAGCACUGCGAACCCGGAGCGUAAGCCCAAGAAGAGCCAAACUGCACUGGACCUCCUGCAUGCCCAGGCCGCGUCGCAGACGGCAGCGCCCUCGCCGCAGGAUGCGUACAAGUCACCUCAUAGCCCGUUUUAUCAGCUACCUCCCAGUGUGCAGCGGCACCCCCCCGACCAGCUGCUGCUGGCACCCACCCCGCCCGCACUGCAGAAGCUGCUAGAAUCCUUCAAGAUUCAGUACUUGCAGUUCUUGGCAUACACCAAGACAGCCCAGUACAAGGCCAGCUUGCAGCAGCUGCUGGACCAGGAGAAGGAGAAGAACGCCCGGUUGCUAGGUGCUGCGCAGCAGCUGUUCGGCCACUGCCAGGCCCAGAAAGAGGAGAUCAAGAGGCUCUUCCAGCAGAAACUGGAUGAGCUGGGUGUGAAGGCGCUGACCUACAACGACCUGAUCCAGGCACAGAAGGAGAUUUCGGCUCACAACCAGCAGCUGAGGGAACAGACGGAGCAGCUGCAGAAGGACAACAGGGAGCUGAGAAGCCAGAGCCUACAGCUGCUCAAGGCUCGGUGUGAGGAGCUGAAGCUGGACUGGUCCACGCUGUCCCUGGAGAACUUGCUGAAAGAGAAGCAGGCCCUGAGGACCCAGAUCUCUGAGAAGCAGAGGCACUGCCUGGAGCUGCAGAUCAGCAUUGUGGAACUGGAGAAGAGCCAGCGGCAGCAGGAGCUCCUGCAGCUCAAGUCUUGCGUGCCGCCGGAUGACGCCCUGUCUGCGCACCUGCGCGGGAAAGGAGCCCUGGGCCGGGAGCUGGAGGCUGACCCCGGCCGGCUGCAUCUGGACCUGGACUGCUCCAAGUUCUCCCUGUCCCACUUGAACAGCGCAAGCCCAGAACUCUCCAUGAACGGCCACGCAGCUAGCUAUGAGGUGUGCGGCGCGCUGAGCCGGCCCUCGUCCAAGCAGAACACCCCCCAGUACCUGGCCUCCCCCCUGGACCAGGAAGUCAUACCCUGCACCCCCAGCCACAGCAGCCGGCCGAGGCUCGAGAAGAUGUCGGGCCUGGCGUUGCCCGACUACACCCGGCUCUCCCCGGCCAAGCUGGUGCUGAGGCGGCACCUGAGCCAGGACCACGUGGCCAGUGGAAAGACGGCGGCCAAUGAGCUACACCCGCGAGCUGAGCACGCCAAGGAGAACGGCCUUCCAUACCAGAGCCCUGGCAUUGCAAACGGCAUCAAGCUGAGCCCUCAGGACCCUCGACCCUCGUCCCCCAUGGCCUUACAGAUGACAGGGGAGAGGGGCGGCGAGAAGGGUGUGAAGGAGCGCGCCUAUGCCAGCACUGGGGAGGCCAUCACCAGCUUGCCCGUCAGCAUCCCGCUCAGCACCGUGCAGCCGAGCAAGCUGCCCGUCAGCAUCCCUCUGGCCAGUGUGGUGCUGCCCAGCCGUGCCGAGAAAGUGAGAAGCACCCCCAGCCCUGUGCCGCAGACCCGAGAGUCCUCGUCCGCACUUGAAAAGCAGAUGGGCACUAAUGCCCACGGCGCUGGAAGCAAAGGCCUCACCCCAGCUCCUGCAGGCUUCUACACGGGCUCAGUGGCUGUCAGUGGGGCCCUGGCAGGCAGCCCGGCCCCCCUCGCUCCCGGAGCCGAGCCCGGCACCUUCGAUGAGGUCUCGGGCUCAGGAAGCCUGUUCGCCAGCAUGGGGUCCUGCUCCACCCCGCAGCACCCACCCCUGCUGCCGCAGUCCCGCGGCUCCGGUGCAGCCUCGCCUGCCCAUCCGCUCUGCACCAGCCCCCGGCUCAGCAGUGCUGCCCAGGGCCCGCUCCCCGAGGCCAGCAAAGGGGACCUUCCUUCCGAGGCCGGCUUUUCAGACCCUGAGGGCGAAGCCAAGAGGAGGAUUGUCUUUACCAUCUCGGCUGGCGGCAGUGCCAAACAGUCGCCUCCCGGCAAACCGAGCCCUCUGCCCACGGGCGCCCGUGGGGACAGUGGCCAGGGCCAUGGGCCAGACAGCCGCAAGCGGGGCAGGAGGAAGCGGGCGGCAGCUGGGACCCCCAGCCUGAGCUCCGGCGUGUCGCCCAAGCGUCGGGCUCUGCCGUCCGUUGCCGGCCUCUUCACACAGUCUUCAGGGUCCCCGCUGAACCUCAACUCUAUGGUCAGCAACAUUAACCAGCCUUUGGAAAUCACGGCCAUCUCGUCCCCCGAGAGCCUGAAGAGCUCCCCUGUCCCUUACCAGGACAACGACCAGCCGCCCGUUCUCAAGAAGGAGAAGCCGUUGAGCCAGACCAAUGGGGCCCACUACUCCCCACUGACCUCAGACGAGGAGCAGGGCUCUGAGGAUGAGCCAGGCAGCGCCAGAAUCGAGAGAAAAAUUGCAACAAUCUCCUUAGAAAGCAAAUCUCCUCCAAAAACCUUGGAAAGCGGUGGUGGCCUGGCCGGGAGGAAGCCGACCCCUGCCAGCGAGCCCGCCAACAGCAGCAAGUGGAAAUCCACCUUCUCGCCCAUUUCCGACCUCGGCCUGGCCAAGUGCGCCGACAGCCCGCUGCAGGCUGGCUCCACCCUGAGCCAGAACUCCCUGUUCGCUUUCCGACCCCCUUUAGAGGAGCCCGGCUUGGCUGAUGCCAAGCUGGCUGCCCACCCCAGGAAAAGCUUUUCUGGUGCCCUGUCGGGGGCCGGUGGGCUAAGCCCCAGCAGCAACCCUCCCAAUGGCUUCGCCUUCAGCGGGGGCCUGGCCGCCGACCUCAGUUUACACAGCUUCAGCGAUGGUGCUUCUCUCUCCCACAAGGUCCCCGAGGCGGCCAGCCUGGGCGCCCCUUUGAGCUUCCCUGCCCCGCGGGGCAAGGAGGGCGGUGCCACAGAGCCCGGCGCCUUUGUGAACAAGAGGCAGCUGGAUGGACUGGGCGGCCCCAAGGGCAGGGAGGCCGGCGAGCUGGGCCUGCCGGCGUGCGGGCCCCCGGACAAGGCCUCGCUGGUGCACAGCAAGCCGGGCAAGGGCCGGGACCGUGAGCCCGACUUGAAGAAUGGCCACAACCUCUUCAUUUCUGCCGCCACUGUGCCUCCCGGGGGCCUCCUCAGCGGCCCGGGCCUCGCCACGGCGGCGUCCUCGGCGGUCAGCGCGGCCCCCUCCGCCCAGACACACCGCCCCUUCCUGGGCACCUUUGCCCCCGGCCCACAGUUCGCCCUGGGUCCCAUGUCCCUGCAGGCCAACCUGGGCUCAUCCGUGCUACAGUCCUUGUUCAGUUCCGUGCCGGCCGCUGCCGGCCUGGUGCACGUCUCGUCCGCUGCAACCAGACUGACCAACUCGCACGCCAUGGGCAGCUUUUCCUCCGGGGUGGCAGGUGGCGCAGUUGGAGGUGUCUUUAACCACGCGGUGCCUUCCGCCUCCGCUCAUCCGUUUGGAGCCAGUUUCGGCAGCGGGGCUGCGUGUCGCAGCGCCACGCUGAGCUUAACCCCACUGCAGGCGGUGGCCGGCGCCCCCGCGUCUUCCUUUCAGGCCCCGCCCCCGCCCCCACCGGGGCAGCCCGCCCUCCCCGCACCCCCUCCCCCUAACGCCGCCUUGCCUCCUGCCCCCGCGCUGCUCCCGGCUAACUCUGAGCCCGUGCUUCUGCAGAACCUCGCGUCCCUCCCGGCUAACCAGGCUUUCUUAUCCACCUCCUCUGCCGCCUCUCUGCAGCCUGCUAACGCCUCUCUGUCCAUCAAGCUCGCCUCCCUCCCGCACAAGGCCCCCCGCCCCUCCUUCACGGUGCACCACCAGCCCCUGCCCGGGCUGGCCCUGGCCCAGGCCGCGCCCGUGAUCCCGCAGGCCAGCUCCACGGGGCCGUCUGCCGUGUGGGUUUCCCUUGGCAUGCCGCCUCCGUAUGCCGCGCGCCUUGCGGGGGUUAAGCCAAGAUAAAGACCUUGCUUAGCUAGCAGUUCGUAUUCUGUAAGGGAACUAGGAUUUCUACCUCAACCGUGAGACCUAUGCAAGGACGGGCUGGGCCGGCGGCCGGCCAUCGGACAGCGAGGACGGACUGAGGACAGGGGACGAGGCUCUACUGUGAAUCCGCGCUGUGCAGACCUGCAGGAGGUGCUGGGGCCUGGCUCUAGCUCGUACUGUCGAUAGUUUUAGAUAAAGUAUUUAUCGUUUUUUAAAAAGUAUAAACAAUUCUGACUUAUUUUACUCCACCGAAGUCGUAAAGGCAACCUAUUGAGAAGUGUAAAUACUAUAUAUGAGAGGAUCUAUAUGCAGACGUCCACCCGAAGGACUGGCCUGCCCGCGGACGCGCUGACCGCCGGUCCCGGUGCUAUCUCGACGCAGGCCUCGCUGCUGCCUCGUCCUCUUGGUGCUGACUGGAGGUUGACCAACGCCAGAACCGGGCCGGGAGGCGCCUGCCCUAUUUAUUCUUGCCGCUCUUCCUAUACCAAAGGCACGGCUGUCUCCAGGUGGAGGGUGGCUCGCGCUGUCGUGACAUUCCUCGGAAGAGGCCCUCUCCCCGGGGGGGCGCCCGCCCCCGCCCCAUCACUGUGAACGGCUCCUACCGGACUGUUGGCCCCUCGGCCUGGGAUUAGCGCCUUUGGCAUAGGAACGGUCGGCGGGCGUGGGGCGGUCAGACCCUCCCCGAUCCCGCGCGGACCCGUUCUGAGUGGUGCUUGAGGAAGGUCUGGUACCCGACUCCCGACGGCGUGGCGGGCUGGUGCAAGUGCAUUUACUUUCGUACGUUUCUGCUCGUCUGGGGCUCCCGCCGCGGUCCACCAAAGCGCGUAGUAAGCUCGCGGCACAUGGGCCAGGGACGUGGGACAGGUUAGUCACGGGUGCCUGGCGUGUCUGUACAGAGGAGAGUCACACUGAGGAGUGACAGUAUUUUAUAGAGAUGUGAUGAAAAUUUAUAAAUUUCAUAGACUUGACUUCAUUUAUUUUUAGAUUGUAUAAUGCAUAGUAAACUAAAGAAGAAAAGCGAGGGGAGAACCUUUCUAUUUAUUCAAGUGCGCACAGUGGCAUGGGCCCAGGGCCGGCCCUUAGCCCCGGACUGCGUGACCGCAGCCCCCCGGGGUGGAGUGGACAGGCCCCGCACCCCGCCCAAGCCCCUCUGGCCAGUCCGUGCGGUUGCUGCGGCUGUGCCGCCCCCACCCCGGAGCAGCUCUGAUGGUGCUUGUCAGUGAACGCCAGUGAACGGGGGUGGGGGGGGUGGGGGGGGAGCAAAGCUGGAGCUGUUCGGAGGCGCCUAGAGGUUGCCAGUAGGGCUCUCCAGCCCCUCCAGGGUAGCAGUCGGCCAGUGUUGUGUAUGUCUGCGGUCUUCAAAGGGUGCGUCCAGAAGUCCCCAGCCCUCCGAAAGGGCCAACAUCAGCCAAGGUCCUGGCAGAGGGAUCUGGACCCCGAGAUGGGUGCUCUAGGAAGGGCUGAGUCGGUGAGGUCAGAGCCCUGUUCUCAGGUGCUUGCAUCCCCCAAGGAACACAGGGAACUUGCCUCUUUCCAAAGGUGGGCUGUGUUUAGCCUGUUGCUCAAGUAGAGGCCCUGAGCUCCUGCCUGCCCGGGAGGCUUGUGCUGACCACCACUCUUCCGGUGGGCAGGCAGAGGCCUUGAGGCAAUGCAGGCCAAAGACGGCCACCGCAGGACCCUUUUCUGCCUGCAGCCGCCUCCUGGAGGCAGACAAAUCUGUGCAGGGCGGGUCUGGCCGUUGGCUGUUCUGGAAAUUGGCUGGACCCCUGGUUUCCACAGGCAGGGGCCUGCCAGAGCCCUGCUUUCCUGCUUGCCCUGGGGGUAAUGCUUCUGGCCCAGAGCAAUAGUUGAGGCAGAAGAUGGUGCUCGCGAUGGGUUCUUGAAAUUGGCCCAUUGUUCUGUAACUGGCUGCCCUGGCUCCUUCCCUCUGGGUUGGCGCUCCCGGGGCAUGAAGGUGCUGUGCCUCACCCCUGUGAACCUCAAGCCCCUGGCCCCCAGGACAGGGCAGUGUUUGCCUGGCCACACACACACACACACACACACACACACACACACCCUUGUCAGGUGCACAGGGCUCCCUAAAAAGCUACAGGGUGGGUGGACAUCGGAGAGGUCACACGUGAGUCCCCAGCGUAGAACAGAGCGACCCUGUUCACACACACUGCAUCACUUCAGGGGGGCCCGCACAGUCACUGACAUGGGGCUUCCUGCGGAUGUGCCAUACUGAGUCUCCCGGCACGAGCACGGGUGUGUUUGGGAUCACCCCACGGUGGCUGGGCCAUCCCUAGCAGGAGGGGAGGCAGCACGCUGGUGCACAGAGCCCCGGGGCUACUGGCGACCGCGGGGGCAACUUCAGGGAAGUCUGGUAGGCCGCAGGUGGCCCUGCUCAGGAAAACCUAACAGUGAACACGGCCCUCCCGACAGCUUGCCGUCUCCUGCGGCCACGGACCGUGAUUUAUCUAAGGCUCACGUGCCCCUCUUUACCCGCCCCGCCUGCCCUCAUUCCCACGGUCCAGCCACACUGGUUUGUUUCCCCCAUCUCUCAACCUUGAUUUGUAACUCAGACGGGGCUUUGCUUUGUGUUUUUGGUAGACUGUGUUUCAGUUGGGGGUGCUGGCAUGGCCUGUCCCUCCCUGGGCUGCUGGCUUGACCCUCUUUUCCUAAGAGAACCCCAAUGCACUCUGCAUUUCCACCUCUAGGCGCUGUAAUAAAAUACUUGUUUUCACU
Molecule: messenger RNA, 8127 nt
Organism: Zalophus californianus (California sea lion)
Lineage: Eukaryota; Metazoa; Chordata; Mammalia; Carnivora; Otariidae
Gene: DOT1L
Product: DOT1 like histone lysine methyltransferase
Exons: 29
Coding region: 259-5376 (1705 amino acids)
Biological process (GO): DNA repair; heterochromatin formation; regulation of transcription regulatory region DNA binding
Cellular component (GO): nucleus
Molecular function (GO): histone H3K79 methyltransferase activity
Source: RefSeq, a predicted model, not a curated record